Molecule: messenger RNA, 2035 nt
Organism: Protopterus annectens (West African lungfish)
Lineage: Eukaryota; Metazoa; Chordata; Ceratodontiformes; Protopteridae
Product: protein lifeguard 1-like
Exons: 9
Coding region: 159-1169 (336 amino acids)
Biological process (GO): negative regulation of apoptotic signaling pathway
Cellular component (GO): membrane; endoplasmic reticulum; Golgi apparatus
Source: RefSeq, a predicted model, not a curated record
GAACUAAAGGACAGAAAAACAAGAGUUUCACAAAACAGCAUGCAUCUCUAGAAGAUCUGUACAAGGUUCCUGCAGUCACAGAUUUAAUCCUGCUCUGUCAAGGUGAGCUCCGGACAAGUAACCAAGAACAGGGGAGAACACCUGACAGACAGACACUCAUGAUGGAUUCCCAGCCUGUACAAGCUGCAGUGUUACAGAAAGAAGAGGAAAAGACAGAGGAAUCAAAAGUGACACCGUCACACCAUGUGACCACUGAUCCUCCUCCUCCAUACUCACCUCCAGCUGGAUGCAAUGUGGCAGGUGAAUACCUACCACCAGUUCCAGCUACAGCAGAAAAAGGAAUUGUUUGCCCAUCUGAACUCCAAGCCAAGAGCAGCAAUCCAGAAGAUUUACCCACUGCAUUUUAUCGAUCCAGAACUGGAAGUCUUCACUCCAUCAGUGGUCUACAAGAAAUGCCUCCCUCUGAUUGCAUGGUUGACCCUGACACACCUGGUAACCCCUUUGAUGAUGCAGCAAUCUCCAGGGCGUUUAUCAGGAAGGUGUAUGGAGUUCUAAUUGUGCAGCUGCUGGUGACGUUCUCUAUUGUCUGUGUCUUCACAUUCUCUACUGCUGUGAAGAAAUUUAUAUGGAAACACUUUUGGAUUUAUAUUACUUCAUUUGCUGUCUUUGUUGUGGUAGCCCUUGCUCUCAGCUUCAGUGGAAAUUUUAGACGCCGUUACCCCUGGAAUAUUAUUGGACUGAGUAUCGUAACGUUAAGUCUCUCAUACAUGGUAGGCUGUGUGGCUUCAUUCCAUGACACACAAUCAGUGAUGAUAGCUUUGGGCAGUACAAUUGUCAUCGCUUUCUCCCUUCUUGUCUACUCCAUACAGACAAGGUUUAGUUACACCUGCUGCUAUGGGACCCUUCUCCUUCUCGUGGUCAGUGCCACUAUGUUUGGAUUCUUCUGCAUCUUCUAUUACACCAGACCACUGCAUGUGUUCUAUGGAAUUCUGGGAGCCAUCAUCUUCUCAGUGUUCCUGGCUGUGGAUGCUCAGCUGAUAGUGAUAAACCAGCGGUACGGGCUCAGCCCUGAAGAAUACAUUUUUGGCUCUCUUAUCCUUUAUCUUGACAUCGUCAUGGUUUUCCUGUACAUCCUCAUGGCAAUGGGGGGUGGAGGAAGCAACAACUGAUGAAAAUGCAGAAGCUUUCCCAGGAUACAGAGACUGUAAACAUAGUCAUUUCCAUGGAAGUAGCUGUUCUGUUCUAAACAACUAUAUGUGCCAGUACCUACAUGAGCCACAUGUGGGGGGGGGGGGGGAUUCCAUCAGAAGCACACCUAAAGCACAUCAUUAGAACUCAAGAAAAAAAACAGAAUAUGAAACUGACUACUGGUGUUGCAUAUGGUGUUCCUGAAUACAGGUGCUGUAUAUGGUGUUCAACCAGAGAUAGUCUAAAUCAGUUGACCUGUCUUAUGCAAGUGUGCAAUGGUAUCAAUAAUUUUGAUUACAUAAAAUUGGUUUUCUGCAGUAAAAAUGAGGUAUAGCAAUAAGGAAGUAGCAAUGAUGCCAUUAGGAAUAAAUAUAUGCAUUCACUUUCAGAAUAGAGCUGUAGCUUUCCAGUUCGUACUUCACAGGACAUAAAAUGUGCUUAACUACAUUUACAAUAUUAUUUGCUAACCACUCAUAUAUUAUUGCUGAGAUAAUUAAUGGAUGCAUUUGCAACUUUCAAGUUUUAAUAGGCCGGCCAGCUACAUUUAAAUCAGAGCUGUAAUGAUCCCAGUAAAAUUCUGUCUUUUAUUUGAAGCUGCAAAGUGUUCUAGUACUGAGGCCUAGGUUUGUAAUGGCAAGAAUUUAAAAUCUCAAUUGUUUGGCAAAUUUCUGACUUUAGAAUAGAGUAACAACACAGCAAUCUGAUUACUGCACAGCCAUUUCAAAAUACAACUAGUAAUAAAGCAUUUGAUAGCUUAACAUUUCCUAUCAACCUAGUGUCAACAAAAGUACAUUAUGAAUUGUAAGCGAUGCAAGUUAGUAAAAUUAUUAAAGGUCAGUAAAGUUUU